ACGAUACGUGGCGUGUAUAUAUAUGUCUAAUUACACGCGUAUGUGUACAUCCUCAUGAAUCACCUUAGAACCCAUGAUUGCCUCUCUCUUGUAGUUUCGCAAUUAAAAAUGUCUUUACGAUAGUGAAUGAAAUGCGAGACGUAGCCCCAGGCGCACACAUAGCGAGGCUUGCUUUCGAAUUCUGGGAGAGGUCUGAGAAUCGCUGAGUCGCUGAGAGCUGAAAGUCGCUGUUAAAAAAGAUGGCUCUGGCGGCCGGUAAUCGCGUCCCUUUGAUCGUCCACAUUGCCGUCAUCGUCUCCGCUGUCAUCGCCGCGUGCACUUAGUGCGCGCUCCUCCUACAUCCUCGUUAUCUCCUUUUCCUGCCCGUAAAGGAUCCUUCUCUAGCCGUUCGUCAUUUCAACGAACAUUCGCUCAUCCCGACAUUCACCCUCGCUCAUUUUCUUUGUGACCGUCCCAUUUCGCGAUGCCUCUUCGUGUGACAUUCUUGGAGAAUGUCAACUCUGAAAUGGAAUUCGUUGGUGGCGAUCGUCGUCCGAAGGAUUUCUCGAGGGUGUUGAAGGCAUAAAAGAGAGAGAGACAGAGGGAAUUCCGGCUGUUUCGUAUCUGUUUGUCGUCUUAUUUUCACUAAGCAUCCCGAAAGAAACAGAAACACAAGUGGAUUAAACCAUGGAUCAGACGAAAAAUAGACCGAGUAGACCACGAUUGCGAUCGCACGGUAAUUCUGCCAGAGUGCUUGUGUUUGAUCAAAAUGAAAUGGAGGAAACUGCCAAUAAUGUAGAAACAGAAGUGCAUAAACGUCCAAUUCCGUCAAAAGUGGAAAGCAAGGAAGCUCCAGUUCGACCUGUUAGCGGAGAGUUUUCAAAUCUUGUUCGUAUGAGAAAUUCUGCAAUUGGAAAGUCAGCACCUUCUCUAUCGGUUCAUGUGCGCGACUUCAACAUUCCUCGUCGUGCUGCUAAAGCAGCUCAUCGGAAAUCUUUAAUUUCAACUACAUCACCUACUUUGCCACGUUGCCAUUCACCUUUAGCAUUCGUCCCGAUAAGCAGUCCCCUAGAGAGUCCUAGGAUGUCAUCCAGUCCACACUUUGCUUUUGCUCUUAAAAGAACUGGCGGAGGUGCUACAGGAACUGGCGAUGGCAGAAGAUGGUCAGUUGCUAGUUUGCCAUCCAGUGGCUAUGGAACAACACCUGGUUCCAGUAAUGUUUCGUCACAAUAUUCGAGCCAAGAACGUUUGCAUCAAUUGCCAAAUAUUCCAACUACGGACGAACUGCGUAUGUUGUCUUGUCAUUUUUACAAGCCUGGAACACCGAGCUCUUCACAACCGGGCUUCCCUGGUUCUAGCAUUCCAGGCAGCGCGUCUCUUAGUCUUGAAGAAGAGGGUUGUCGAUCGCCGUUACAUCGUCCACGUUCUCGAAGUUUGAGCAGUCCAAGUCGAUCACCUGUUCUCGAUAGUGAAAUCGUUAUGAUGAAUACCUUGUAUAAAGAAAGAUUUCCAAAGGCAACACAACAAAUGGAAGAACGAUUGACUAAUUUUAUUAAUGAGAAUAAGGAGAUAGAUGAAUACGAAAUAAUGACUAAUAUGACACAAGAUUCAUUACCAAUUUUACGUUUUGUACAUCAUCAAGUAAUCGAAAUGGCCAGAGACUGCUUACAAAAAUCUCAGGAAAAAUUAAUUACAACGAGGUACUUUUAUGAGAUGAGUGAAAAUCUGGAACAUCUUUUAAUGGAAACAAAAGAUAAAUCUUUAGAAGCUGCAACGAGAUUAACAGGACUAAUAAAGAAACUUUUAUUAGUUAUAUCGCGCCCAGCUCGUCUAUUAGAGUGUUUGGAAUUCGAUCCCGAAGAAUUCUAUCAUCUACUUGAGCAAGCAGAGGGUCAAGCUAAAGUCAAUGCAGGAAUAAAAACUGAUAUUCCUCAAUAUAUUAUUACUAAACUUUCUUUAAACAGAGAUCCCAUAUCAGAGUUGCAGGAAGAUUUGAAUAAAUUGGAAGAUUCUGCGAGUUCUAGCGACAGUAAUCUGCAAAUAACAUCAAGUCCAAAUAAAGAUGAUGACAAGUGUCAGCGUGUUCCAUGCGAAAGUGACUACGAAGUAUUGAAGCUUAUUAGUAAUGGUGCUUAUGGUGCAGUAUAUUUGGUGAAAGAGAAGACUACUCGACAGAGAUUUGCCAUGAAAAAAAUUAAUAAGAAUAAUUUAAUGUUACGAAAUCAAGUAGAACAAGUGUUUGCUGAAAGAGACAUAAUGAGUUUUACAGAUAAUCCAUUUGUAGUCUCUAUGUACUGUAGUUUCGAAACUAAGAAACAUUUAUGCUUAGUAAUGGAAUAUGUAGAGGGAGGAGAUUGUGCGAAUCUUUUAAAAAAUAUAGGUCCAUUGCCACCAGAUAUGGCAAGAUUUUAUUUUGCAGAGACUGUUUUGGCUGUCGAAUAUUUACACAGUUAUGGCAUUGUACAUCGGGAUUUAAAGCCUGAUAAUUUACUUAUCACUGCCUUGGGACACAUUAAGCUUACUGACUUUGGCCUUAGUAAAAUGGGUUUAAUGUCCUUGGCAACAAAUCUCUAUGAGGGCUAUAUCGAUCGAGACACGCGGCAGUUUUCGGACAAGCAAGUGUUUGGUACACCAGAAUACAUCGCUCCAGAAGUUAUAUUGCGCCAGGGUUACGGUAAACCGGUUGACUGGUGGUCCAUGGGUAUCAUAUUGUAUGAAUUUCUGAUUGGCUGUGUUCCAUUUUUUGGUGAAACACCCGAGGAAUUAUUUGCUCACACAGUAAACGAUGAUAUUGAAUGGCCAGAUGAAGAUGAUUGGCCUGUUCAACCCGAGGCGAAGGACAUCAUAACGGCACUUCUACAUCAGAAUCCUAGAGACCGAUUGGGGACUGGUGGGUCACAUGAAGUCAAAGAACAUCCAUAUUUUUAUGGAGUAAAUUGGAAUAGUUUACUUAGACAGAAAGCAGAGUUUGUGCCACAAUUAAUUAAUGAUGAGGAUACAAGUUACUUUGACUCUCGUAUGGACAGAUAUAAUCAUGACUUGGGUGAUGAUACAGAUGACACCGAUGAUUCUCCCUUAUUCGGAUCAUUCUCCUCUUAUUCCCCUCAAUCGCGUAAGAUUUCGCAGACACGCCCACCCCAGCUCAAUCCCGACAUAGACUUGGACGCUUCUAAAAAACAAUUCCGUACCGAGCUUGAAGGCACGCUUGCACAAUUGUCCUUUGGGUCGAAUAUAUCGUUAGUCACGCCACCGCUAUCCAAACUCGUCGAUUCUCAAUCCACAUCAUCAUCCGAAAAGCAUCGUACGCCCCUCUUGUCCGUAAAGAGCAAAUCUUGCUCCGAAAAUCAAAAAGCCGACAAAUUAAACAUUGUGUCAUCAUUCUGUACAACUCCCCAGACUACGAUCUCGUCGAGUAACGAGUCUCAGCUUACAAUCGUUAAAGGCACACAGGCUGAAGGAGCAUCGAUUAACUUGAGCACGCCCGAUUCUUCGCAAACCGAAUCUGAAGAUAUUAGUCCUCAGAUCCAGAGAAAGCGACACACGCACUCUCGAGAUAAGCCGCCCAGGUUCAGUAUAUUCAUUGAUGAUGAACUCAUGUUGGAUCUCGCAACAGCGAAUAAAAAUGCGAUAGAGGAGAGCAAGCAUAAUUCUAGUACCGAUUCUUUCGAGUCCUUCAGUGCCAUACCCAUAUUACCAUCUGUCCGACAGAAAUCUCGAUCCGUCAUAAAGUCCGCUUCAACUAGUGGGCUCUCAUUAGUGAUCCCGACUAGUGAUUUCGCUUACGACGCACCGCUGAAUGUUCAACCUAUCGAAUCACCUGGUGGAUCGUCAACCGCAUCUUCGAGGGAUACCUCUCCAUGCCGUGAGCUGAGCCCUCUCGUGACUAGCCUAAAACCGCCCAUUAUCAUUCGUCGAGGCCCAUGCGGCUUUGGCUUUACUGUACACACUAUCAGGGUAUAUUAUGGCGACAGCGAUUUCUAUACUAUGCAUCAUCUAGUAAUGGCAAUCGAACAAUCCAGCCCGGCAUUUGAAGCUGGCUUGAGACCGGGCGAUCUGAUAACGCACAUAAAUGGUGAACCAGUGCAGGGUCUGUAUCAUACUCAAGUUCUGCAAUUGAUGUUAAGCGGCGGUGAUCAUGUGACGUUGCGUAGUACGCCGCUGGAGAAUACUAGUAUCAAAACAGGUGGUAGAAGACGCGAUCUUGCUCAGAGUAAGCUGGCGCGCCGGACGCUGCAUAAACAACGAAAACAAAAGCGGGAUCACUCGGACAAGAAACGGAAAACGUCACUUUUCAAAAGGAUAAGCUCUAAACGGGCAAGCGUAGAGAUGCAGCAGCCGUUAACUAUCAAUUGUCCAUUGUCAGCACCCAUUCUGUCCAGCGACAGCAAACCUCCACUUAUGAUGGCUGGUAUCUGCUCGUCCUCGAUGGUUACAUCUAGUCGAUCUUUUCAGUCGUUUACUCGCUCACAAGAAACGUCAUCGUACUUUGCGGCAUGUUCAAAAUCCGUGUGCACUCCGUCCCCGCCGACGAAUCGUAUCAGCUCGGAUUCUUACCAUUCUACCGGAAACACGAGUCCGUGCUCGAGCCCAAAUUCCUCUUCAUCUCCGGGCUCUAAUACGUCCGUAGGCAAUCUGUCGGGCAUCUCGAAUCAGUCGCACUACCAGCGUCCGAGUACGCUUCACGGUCUCAAGCAUAAGUUGCACACAGCCGCGAAGAAUAUUCAUUCGCCGAAUCGUAGGAAGUCCGUUGGCCACAUACCGUUGUCGCCGUUAGCCAGGACACCAAGUCCAUCGCCGAUUCCUGCUAGUCCGACAAGAAGCCCAAGCCCUUUAGCGUUCCCUACGGGCCAUCAACCGGGUAGUUCCAACACUACGCAGUCGUAUAGUCCAGGAGCAUGCUUAUCGACUCCAAAUAGUCAGAAAAAAGGAUACGGACGUCCCAAGUCUGCAGAGCCGGGUUCACCGUUACUUCGACGAGCGCUCAGUCCUGAUCGACUUCAUCCGCGCUCGGCGGAGAGCAAAACGUCGAUAUCACCAUUGGUGAAUACUGUAGCGAAGGUAACGCCACGCGUGACUAUCGCACAGUCUUCUCACAACAGCGAAAUCUCGGACGAGUCCAGCGUUAAUUUCAAGGAGUCCAACGAAGGUACAAAGAGCGAGAAAAAAGUGCCAAGCGAACAGAAGCCAGAUUAUUCCAAAUUAACUCAUGGCAUAUCCAUUAAUUUAGGAAACGUAGGUAUAUCAAAUUCCUGCGGUAGCACGCAAUUACCACGAAUAGCCGAAGAAAAGGAUUCGCCGACAGGCACUAAGAGCGAUGACUACUCGUCAUCGAAAGAGAUUGGUCUGGAGAAAAGCGAAAAGCAAUCGAUUUAUUGUAGUAGCGAUCAGUCCGUGGAAAGAGUGAGCUCUCAGAGCAACGUACGUCAAGGUAAAACUGUUGACGGCAGCAAGAUAUUGCAAUACAAGAAAAAAGAGGAGAAUACUAUUCAAUCAAGUGUUUCACAAGCAAGCACGCAGCAAAUAACCAGUGUCACGAAUUUACAAAAGAAUUUAGAUCAGAAACAUUAUCAAGGAGAUGAAAAAUCUAUUACUGCGCCGUCCCAUAAGUCAUUUGUUGUCGAGCAAAAAACUACUGGUAAAGGCAAUAUGGAAGCUCACCAAGACGGUAAAAAGAUGCUCAAAAGAUAUAAGGCCGAUAUUGGUGAUAGCGCUCAUUCGAGCAUGCAUGAAAGCAGCGCAGCGUCGGGAAGAGAGAAGAAGAACAAUUAGUUCUGCAUUUUCUGAAUAGAUUUAAAAACAAAGUGUCGGGUGUAUGUAGCUGUUUGGAAUUUGUGUGUUAAUCAAAUGAGAAAUGAAUUAUCCCUUGCGGGAUUUAAAUCGAAUAGCUAUGAGACGCUAAUGAUUACAUGAGAGAUAAGAGACUAAUCAAAAACGAAAAAAAAAAGAAAUUAAAAAAGCAAGAAGAAAAAAAAAAAGAUUGCAGGUUUUGAAUUUAUAGCUUUAUGGAAUUUCUAUAUUCAAACUUAUAGGCUUCCAUCAAAUAAAUACCUGAAAGCGAUUAAAAUAUUGAUAUAUAUUUCCGAGAGGUUUUAUUCUAUUUCCAUAAAAUAUAUUUGUUUGUUAUACAAGAUAUAUCGCAUACAAAAACCCUUCAAAUAAAUAUGCACACAUAAGAGAUACAUUAUUUUAAUUGACCAAACAAAAACUCAAAAUAAUAUUACUAACUUGAAAUCACAAAACUACGUAUUAAAGUUACUCUUUAACGAUUAGAUGAUUCGAGUGAUUUUAUGCUUUGGGCUACAGUAUUUACACGAUCUCAUUUAUAUUUAUAUUUAAAUAAUAUUAGCUAUACACACACACGCGCGCGCGCGCGCGCGCACACGCACGCGCACACACACACACACACACACACACACACACAGAUUAAUUAACAUAGUAUUCAAUGGCUCGCAUGUAAUAUUCUGUCUAUGUAGAAUAGAAUGUUUAUUUUUAGAGAAAGGAGAGAGAAAAAAAGGGAAGACGAAGAAAUGAAGAAAAUAUACAACACUAUUUUGUUGCGAUAGUAACAUACAAGAUGAUUCCGUUGUGCACAAUUGAAAUUGCAAAGCAGUAAUAUAUACAUUAACAAAAUGAAUCUACUCAUCAAAUUAAUAUAUUUUAUUUAUCUAUUUGUGUAUACAUGUAGUUUAUUGUACCAAGUGCAAGAUAUAUAUAUAUAUAUAUAUAUAUAUAUAUAUAUAUAUAUAUAUAUA
Molecule: messenger RNA, 6731 nt
Organism: Cataglyphis hispanica
Lineage: Eukaryota; Metazoa; Arthropoda; Insecta; Hymenoptera; Formicidae
Gene: dop
Product: microtubule-associated serine/threonine-protein kinase 3
Exons: 22
Coding region: 667-5748 (1693 amino acids)
Biological process (GO): intracellular signal transduction; peptidyl-serine phosphorylation
Molecular function (GO): magnesium ion binding; protein binding; protein serine/threonine kinase activity
Source: RefSeq, a predicted model, not a curated record